This is a messenger RNA of Podarcis muralis (Common wall lizard), 5229 nucleotides long. It is a transcript of the gene USP6NL, whose product is annotated as USP6 N-terminal like. Gene Ontology annotation, biological process: regulation of GTPase activity. Gene Ontology annotation, molecular function: small GTPase binding; GTPase activator activity. The record is from RefSeq and is a predicted model, not a curated record. NCBI's taxonomy places the organism in Eukaryota, Metazoa, Chordata, Lepidosauria, Squamata, Lacertidae.
UCUCCUGAAAGACACUUUGCUUUCAACAAACAGUACCAUUGUUUUGAAAAUCUGUAGCCUGUAAAGUUGACUGCAUUGGGCUUGGUGUUCAAAUGUGAAAAGAUGAGAAUUCAAACUGGCUGGCUUAUCUGAAACCAUCAUUUGCAGCAAAGCAAAGGAAUGUAUCUUCAUCCUUCUUGCUUCGGAUUUUCAAGUUGCAUGAACGGAACUGGCCUUGCAUUGUUACACUAUGUGGUGAUCUGAAAACAAAGGAUCUUGCUCAAUGAGGACCAAAGCUGUAAGCAACACUCGCAACGGGAGAAGAAAAGCAAACUUAAAAAAGGGUUCUGAUGCUGAGCAGGAUGCUGCUAUCAAACUUGCCAAAGAACGAGCUGACAUAGUUGCCAAGUAUGACAGAGGCCGUGAAGGUGUGCAGAUUGAGCCUUGGGAAGAUGCAGACUACCACCUUUACAAAGUUACUGACAGAUUUGGUUUCCUGCACCAAGAGGAGCUACCUGUCCAUGAUGCAGCAACAGAGAGGCAAAAGCAGCUUGAAAUUGAAAGAACUACAAAAUGGCUGAAGAUGUUGAAAAGCUGGGAGAAAUACAAGAACACAGAAAAGUUUCAUAGGAGAAUAUAUAAAGGAAUUCCACUGCAGCUGAGAGGUGAAGUCUGGUCUUUGUUGCUUGAUGUCCCUAAAAUGAAAGAAGAAAUGAAAGACUAUUAUAAUACCUUAAAAACCCAAGCAAGAGGUACCUCGCCAGAUAUCAGGCAGAUUGACCUUGAUGUAAAUCGGACAUACCGGGAUCAUAUCAUGUUUAGAGACCGAUAUGGAGUUAAACAACAAGCUUUAUUCCAUGUUUUAGCUGCAUAUUCUGUGUAUAAUACGGAAGUUGGAUAUUGUCAGGGAAUGAGCCACAUCACAGCUUUACUUCUUAUGUACAUGAAUGAAGAAGAUGCCUUCUGGGCCCUGGUGAAACUCUUCUCAGGACCCAAGCAUGCUAUGCAUGGUUUUUAUAUUCCUGGUUUUCCCAAGCUGUUGAGAUUUCAAGAGCAUCAUGAGAAAAUAAUGAAGAAAUUUUUGUCUAAGCUUAAGCAGCAUUUUGACUCCCAGGAAGUCAACACUACGUUUUACACAAUGAAAUGGUUUUUCCAGUGUUUCCUUGACCGUACUCCCUUUACGUUAACCCUCAGGAUCUGGGAUAUCUACAUACUUGAAGGAGAACGGGUUCUCACUGCGAUGUCUUAUACCAUUUUGAAACUGCACAGAAAACACCUGAUGAAAUUGCAAAUGGAAGAACUCGUGCAAUUUCUUCAGGAGACCCUCGCCAAAGAUUUCUUCUUUGAAGAUGACUUCGUAAUAGAUCAGCUCCAGAGUUCCAUGGCGGAGCUGAAACGAGCAAAGUUGGACCUGCCAGCAGCAGGUAAAGAUGACGAACUUCCAAAGAAGUUGGGGAAAGUUCCGCCCGAAUCUCAGCCUGCCAUGCUUAAUCUUACUCAUCUGGUCAAUGGGCAGAGCGGCACUAGUGCAGCAAGCAAUGGCCGGGCUAGCCAGAGGGGAGGACGCAGAGCAUCUAUAGAGAGAGGCCAGGAAAGCUCGCCAGGCCACCGGAGGAGAAAGGAUUCGCUGGAAAGGAGACAGCAAAAGCCCGCGACGGCUAAUGUGCGGAGUGGGUUGCUAAAGCAUGACUUGGAGAGCCCCAGGAAAAAACCUGAAGUUCAGCCAGAGUCUGACUCCAAGCAAAAUUAUAAUGCAUCUGCUAACCAAAAUUCCAACGCUACUUUAAAUACAGGAAAGGAAUUUGUGCCCAGGUGGAUUAAGCCUUCGGACGUCAAAAUCAUCGAAAAGACUGCAAAGCUGACCAUGGAGAUCAAGAUUCGAUCUGCAAACCAUGCCAGUUCGGGAAUGCCACCGAGUCCUGGACCUGAGGGACAGGCAUUCAACGUGAAGCAAAAGAUCAGGGCUUUGGAUGUCGAUGAGGGUAAGCGAGAGUCAAAUGCGUCGCAGUAUGACAAUGUGCCUGGUGGUGACCCAGAGAACGACAAUUCUGUGGAAGAGGUGCUAGAAAGGGCAAUCCUGCAAAGUCCGAGGAACACAGCUUACUCCCUCGGUUCAAGGAAGUCGACAGAGAAAACAUCUAGUCCACCAAAAAUAUCCAACAGUUACGCCUUCAGCUCACAACCAAGAGCCCCCAGAUUCUCUUCCCAGUCUGAUGGGGCAGAUAUUGGACAUAACUUCAAGCCGCCGCCACCGUCUUACAGUAACCCACCUGUUUACCAUGGAAAUUCCCCAAAGCAUGUUACCAACAUGGUUCAUUCCAGCUUCGUAGCCACACAGUAUAAUUACGGGAAUCGAACCGGCUCUCCCAGCCGGCCCUACAUCCCUGAACUUCCAACAGAGAUGUUUACUGAUAGACCACAUAGAAAUUACGCUGUCAACCACCAGCAUGUGGUCGUGACUCCUUCUAGUCGAAUCGAAGUCCUCCCAGUUGAAACUUAUGCAAGCAAACCUAAGUCGCCCAAUGUCACCAGAUUUGUAAUCCCCCCAGCAGAUUAUUUGCCAGACAGUCGAAAGUGGCCUGAUUCUUACACGCAGUCCUGGAGCCAAGAUGGUAGCCGAAGCCACUUGGCUAACUUGAGGAGAUACCCGCCUUUUCAAUUGACACCUGUUAAAGAACAUAAUCUCUCCACCAUUUCAGUGGAUAGCCCUAUAAGAUACAGGACUUCCCCACCCUCUGAAGAGCUCGGCUUGCCACACUACCAGUAUCCUAGUUCCCCAAGCCCUGCACACCACUACAGACACCAGACUGACGGGUUGUCCAUGCAUGAAUCAGUCCUGCUUUGAGAAACGACACGUGCUCACCUGAAAGGCCAGGGGAGGAGCAUGCAGUGGUUGCACGUCUGGGGUUGGUGGUCAUCCAAGAUUCAUGAUCUUCAUACAGGACAAUUCAGAUAAAGGCAUAUGCAAACUGACACUAUUUCACAGCUCUGUUAAAUGUUGACGAAAGCUGAAAGUGAGCAUUGAAAACGGACGAAAAGGUUGGAUUGUCAUAAACAUAGCAAUAGGUUUGUAUGUUCAGCGUGACGACCAUGGCGGUUGUUUGUUACGUUCGUGUAGCUAAUUGAGCAAAUGACCUUGUUGCCUAAAACCUCAGUAAGCUGCUUUUUGACCUGACACUACAAUUGAUUGUGUGUUCACGUGUGGCAACAGAAUUACAGAGUCUAAAAUGGAGGCGUGUGUAUUCAUGGACUGCAUCCACAAAGUACAUUUUAUGUCUUUUUCUUUUUUUCUUUUUUCUUUGGUUAACUUAAUUUAUAAACCAUCCCAUUCACUUGGGAUGGGGGUUUAUUGACGUUCUUCUGUACAUUGUCUCAGUAACCCAGGAGUGAGCAUUCUGGGUUAUCCAGAGCAGAGAUGCUACUGCCUAUGGCUCACAUAGAAAGGAGAAGGUUUGACACCCAAAGCAAAGGCAUUCUGAUACAGCCAAUAAAUGGUGCUUAUUCUAUCAGGACUGUCUGCGAAUUGUAGCAUGUGUCUAGGAUGUCGAUGGUAUUUGAGCCCGCCACCCACAUUUGCAUAUCCAAAGGCAGUUCUGCAGUGCAUUAGGUCUUCAUUUUUAAAUCUCAAAUGUGUGUUUUGAUGGAGGGGAGGGCAGAGGUGCAAUCAAAUACAAUACUUUCAUCAUUCGCACACAGAACUGCUAAUAUACCGUGAGUGUCAGUGACUAUAGAAGGCCUGCACAGAUAUUUGGAACAUAUGCUUGGCAAAUGAUGGGUUUGUGCUGGUCCACACCACUCUUGCCUGCCUUCUGAGUGCUGGAUUUCAUGUUUGCACAUGGAGUCCAAUGUAUGUUGGUCCAAACCCUAGGAUCUGUCCCCUUCAAAUCUGAUGGCUCGCAGAGCACGUGCUUCGGGUCCACGUGGGCCAGGCACUGUGUAUGUGCCUGAUGCAAGCACGAAAGCCAGCAUGUCAGCUGCAGGUGGGAGUGAGCAUGCUGCGAUGUGGUAUCCUUCUCCUGCGUCACACUAAUGUUCUGUACACCCACAGAGGGCUACCUGAAAUGCAGCCAGAAAGCAACUUUUGUUUAAUGGGUUCAUUAAGCGAGUUGCUUUUGACCAUGGUGGCUGCAUUUCAGGGCUUUCUGUAAAUACACAAAAGUGCAACGCGAACAGUGUUUAACGGAAAGAUUAAAAGGCGUCUUUUAAGCGCCACUCUUUCCUAGAGAUGGCAUUUCCCUUCAGCCCCGACAAAGAGGUUUUGAUCCCUUGAAAAGCAUCGGCUAUUCCUGUAAUAAUAAGAGUUUUGUCUUUUCAGAACCAACUUUGAGAAACCAAGAUGCUUUUAUCGCUCUUUGUCGCGUACACCAUUGAUGUUGCCUUUUGUGUCUGGCACCGGGGCUGCCCAUCACAUCCAGUGUUCUUUUGAGUGUACCACAGGCACAGUCUGCCAGGAAUGCCUAUUAAUUUUCACUGUGGCUUAACCAGAGGGUGUUUCUGGUGGGCUGCAAAAAAUAUAUACCUCCAUAACUGGUGAUCCACCAAAGUCAAGGCAGCAUACGGGCUGUAGAUUGUAGCCUACCAGGCACCUGCUUUCUCCUUCCUUCUCCUUUCACCCACAUCAACGCCCACAUUGCACCGUGUUCUUGCUGUCCCAGCAAGUUGAUGUAAACAAUGGGCUCCUUGAGCCUUUGGAGGGUUGAAUUUGACUUGGUGAGCUGUGAGCCGUGCAGGCCAGUUUCAGAGCCCGUCUCAGGUGCACUUCGAAACACUACCCUUCCAUGUUCAAAUCAUAGCUUGCCCUUUACUUCUGUAAAGACAGAAAUGCGCAGUUAUGAUUUGGGAACAUCGGCACCAAAGGUGGCCGGUUCAUAUCCCAGCAGGGUUUUUUGUGCUGGUCUCAGAAACGUUUGAGCUGUUUCCCCCCCACCCCACCUCAAUUUGUAUUCCUGUGUUUCUGGCACCCCCUCGCUCCUUUGCUUCCUUGUCAGUUCCCACAAUGUGCUUGAGCGUCUUGUUUUUCUUGAGAGCAAUAGACUUUUAUGCCCUUGAUUGGGCUAGCGCUGCUGUACCAUUAGGCCCUUAAGAGAUGAUUGUAGGUAUAAAGUCUAAUGCCGAAGUGCUCCCUCAUUGUUAAUCGGAAGCCAGCAAAUUCGUUGUAGCGAAAUGCUUUGCAAUCAGGGCCUGCAACCUUGGGUGGGUGGGUGGGUAUGUAUGUUGCUUUCUCCCUCCACUCCCAUUUUGCUUUGAUAG